Messenger RNA from Cimex lectularius (bed bug), 5212 nucleotides. RefSeq lists its product as uncharacterized. The record is from RefSeq and is a predicted model, not a curated record. The coding region runs from base 782 to 5179 and encodes 1465 amino acids. Gene Ontology annotation, biological process: response to oxidative stress. The transcript is spliced from 25 exons. Gene Ontology annotation, molecular function: heme binding; peroxidase activity. NCBI's taxonomy places the organism in Eukaryota, Metazoa, Arthropoda, Insecta, Hemiptera, Cimicidae.
CUUUUGAUCACAUAAAUCUCUCUGUAUUUUCGGUUAACAGUUACGGUCAACUUUUGGUUGUGGUUGGUCUUUUAGAUGAUGAUGACCCGUAAAUCCGCAAGUUGUCGCGUCGAAAAAGAAGUCCCCACUGCCAGCGGCUUAAAAUGAACAAUGAUCGCAUAGUUACGAAAAGUAUUUGACAGUAAUUUAUCUACCAAAAGCCUCCAGAGGUCGUGCAAUCAUCGAAACUACAACACAUGUCAAGGUUCGAUUUUAUUGUUGAGGGCAUGGAAUAUAAAAUGUUUUCCGACCCUGGCAUAAAUCAUUGAAAUCAUUGUCCAAAAAUAAAUAACAUCUCUAAUUCAGACCAUUAAUUUUUAAAACAAUUUUGCAAAUUAAAAUCAAAUUUUUACUUUCAAAACUACAUAGCUCAAAAGAGGAAACGUUUCUUCUUUUUCUAAAAAAAGGUGGGGUGGUGUUUUCUCGUUUAUACAUUCAUUGUUUAUCCAUAAAUUUUCUAUUCAACAAAUUAAUUAAUUAUUCGGAUCUACUACUACUACAAUACUACUCCUACUACCAGGUUGUGGAUGAAUUGAUCUUUGGCGGAUGAUCAAUCCUCAUUGGAGAUUUUCAAUGACGAUACCGACUUAACUAUGCCGUAAAAACACAUCCUCUCCUCCCGGAGCAACCCUGUCGGGAUAUGAGAGUGGUGGAAAAGGAUUCAUACUGCUCCUUUCUCUUUUUCUAAUCCUGGAGCCAGUCAGCGAGUCUGCGUUGAUCGUGUAGUGAAUGAGAUCUAGCCAUGGCACCUCCAGUCGUCUUAUUAAUAUGGGGACUGCUUAUAACAGGAGGUGGAUCGACUCAAGUGCCUUUGGAGGAUCUCACCGCUUUUGUAAAUCAGGCUCACGAAGCGAUGAGCCAGAGGUUUCACAGUUUCGAACCGAAUCUGCAUAACAACGGUAUAAGACAGGAACCAGGAACUCCGGCGUGGUUCAUGGGUGCUUCGCACACAGGCAAACCGUCGACUAAGAACAUCACUCAUGCUGCUCUCAUGGCGGAAGAGACGACCAAGUACAUGUCCCACGCCCUCGGGUUAUCCGCGUCUGCUUUGGUGGGACAUCCAGUCAUCGGGACCGAACUUGGACAGAAUUGCCCCGCUCACGAAGAGCCUUGGUGCCAGGCGAAGAAGUACCGCUCGUUGAGCGGUCAUUGCAACAACGUGCAGACGCCUUCGUGGGGUUCCGCGGGAAGUUCUUACGCCCGUUACCUGUCGCCUGACUACGCCGAUGAUAUAAGCUUGCCUCGAGGAACGGCUUUAUACCCGGAGGGUCUUCCGAGCGCGAGAGACGUUUCGUUGGGAGUACACGACCAAGUGGACAGGCAGCACUCGCAUUUAGUAGCUACCGCAGCAAUCUGGGCGCAACUGGUUACCAAUGACCUUUCUUUAACACCUCAAAUGACAGGGUACAACGGCGUAAGGUUGAAAUGCUGCGGAGUUGAAUUUGCCGAUUUUCACCCCGAAUGCUUUCCGAUAAGGCUGCCGGAAAAUGACCCCAUCCACGGCGGUGCACGUUGCCAAGAGUACACCAGAUCCGCUACAGCCCCACGAAAGUCGUGUACACUUGGUCCUCGAGAGCAGGUCAAUGAAGCGACCGCUUUUCUCGACGGAUCUUCACUUUAUGGGACAUCAACUGAGGAAAAUGAACAGCUCAGGACUUUCGAAGGGGGGAAGCUUCUUCUUCCCAACGGCCUGCUUCCUCCCAGCAACUCAUCAGACUGCAGACCAAGUCGAAACCACAGGUGUUUUAAGUCCGGUGAUGUACGAGUGAACGAGAAUAUCGGCCUCGCCACGAUCCACACUAUACUGGCAAGAGAGCACAACCGUCUGGCCGAACAGCUGUCGAUACUGAAUUCACACUGGGUCGAUGAGAUACUUUUUCAAGAAGCCAGGAGACUCUUGAUCGCCCAGCUUCAGUACAUAACUUACAAAGAAUUCCUGCCUCUUAUUCUCGGCCAGGAUACAAUGGAAUCUUACAACCUGCAACCGUUGGACGAUGGCUAUUUUCAGGGGUACGACAUCAACCAAGACCCCAGUAUUGCCAACGCCGUCGCUUCUGCAGCAUUACAUUUUUCUGUAUCUCUAAUGCCGACUAGCAUGAAGCUUUUUGAUUUGGAUGGCCGAGUAAUAGGAGAAGACACUUUGGACAAAACAUUUUAUGCACCGUUCAGACUGUAUUCGAAAAACGGCGUAGAAACAAUUGUACAGUCGUUGCUCAGAUCUCCAGCACUCGACAGUCAAAGGCAUAUCAAUUCUGUUUUCACCCAACACAUGUUCCAGACGCCAGAGCAGGAGGGCGGAGGUUUGGAUUUAAUCGCCCAGCUUAUUCAGCAAGGCAGAGACCACGGCAUUCCUGGCUACACGAAGUGGUUGAAGUUUUGCGGGAUGAAAGAGCCUUCCACAUUUUCUGAAUUGAUCAACGUUAUGCCCCAAGAAUCCAUCAACGCUCUUCUAAAUGUUUACAGAAAUGUAUCGGAGAUCGAUUUACUCUCAGGCGGUCUGAGCGAGUACGUCCCUGAAGGAAGCACGGUCGGCCCUACCUUCCGAUGUCUUCUAGCAAAACAAUUUUUAUCCAUAAGAUCUGGUGAUAGGCACUGGAUGGAAUCCGAGCAUUCUGGUUUCACACGUGCACAACUGAAAUCCUUGAGGGAAGGUUCAAGCCUCGCUAGAAUUCUUUGCGAUAACACCGCCAUCAAGUACGUCCAGCCGAACGCUUUCCUGACAAUCGAUCCUUUCCUGAAUUCUUAUAUGGAGUGUGGAACUGAUAUCCUCGGCUUGAACUUAGCACCGUGGAAGGAAGAGAAGAAACAGUUCAUCAUUCCGAACAAACAAAUAUCAGAAGCUAUUGAGAAAGCCGAGAGUGAUCUUUUAAAGCUGCAUAAGCACGAGUGGAUGCUUCAUACUCAAAAUUUGAUGGCAGAUCCGCAAUCUCCAGUAGGAACCGCUUUUGGUUUCAAUCGCCCAAAACGCCAGGCGGCCAAAAUCGCCAAUACCUCUUUACUGCUCGAAUACGCUUCCACAAGAUUGAUAAGAAGCUUCAUCCAGGGGGAGCUUCAGGAUUUAGAAACGAGAGACAUCAAUUCUCUGGUUUCAACUUUGCCUCAAGUUGAACUCGGGAUAACAAGGGAGACGGAAUGUCUCGAAAUGAAACUGCCCUGUGAUCACACGUCCAAGUACAGGACUUACAGCGGUUGGUGCAAUAAUCUCGAGCGACCUGAAUACGGUCAGAGCUUCAGGCCUUUUGCUAGGAUACUACCGCCAGUAUACGCGGACGGUAUUGGUGCUCCACGAAUGUUUUCCGUCAAUGGAGGUACUUUACCUUCGCCUAGGCUGAUUUCGACUAUGAUCCACACGGACAAGUCACGCCCUCACACCAGAUACACUCUCAUGAUGAUGCAGUUUUCUCAAAUAACAGACCACGAUCUCACAUUUACACCUGUCAACAAGGGUUUCGUCGGGGAAGGGAUUUUAAACUGUCAAUCUUGCGAUUCGCCGCAGACCGUCCAUCCGCAAUGUUUCCCCAUCGAAAUUCCAGACGGUGAUCCUUAUUUCCCUUCAAAAGGUCCUAAUGGCGAGAGGCUCUGUAUACCUGCAACGAGAUCAAUGCCUGGGCAAGAAACUCUAGGUGCACGAGAACAAAUGAACCAAUUGACCGCAUACCUCGAUCUUAGUUUCGUUUACGGAAGUGAUACUUGCGAUGCAUCGGGCCUUCGAAGCCGUAGUGGAGGCACGUUGAACGUGACAAGGAGUCCGUUCGGCCUGCGAAGAAAGCCUCUGUUGCCGGAAACGCCUACAAACCUCGAAUGCAGGUCAAGGAACCGUGUUUGUUUUAACGCAGGUGACGCCAGAGCGAGUGAACAGCCGGCGUUAGGUUCUUUGCAUACUGUCUGGUUAAGAGAGCAUAACAGGAUUGCGAGAGAGUUAUCUCGCAUCAAUCCUCACUGGGACGAUGAAAGAUUAUACCAAGAGACAAGACGAAUCUUAGGAGCGGUUUAUCAACAUAUAGCGUUUUCCGAAUGGCUUCCACGAGUAGUCGGGAGGUCGGUCAUUUCCAAAUACGGACUACAACUGAACAAAGACGGCUACUUCAGAGAUUAUGACCCGCUGUGUGAUGUAACGAUCGUCAAUGAAUUUUCCGCCGCUGCGUUCAGGUUCGGCCAUAGUUUGCUCCGUCCUAAUUUCAGAAGAGCUACUCCUGAUUACCAAACAAAAGAUCCGGCCAUUCGACUUAGAGAUCAUUUCUUCAACCCAGAGGUUUUAUACGAGCCAGGUAUAAUAGACGAACUGAUUUUGGGAUUGGUCGACACUCCUAUGGAAACUUUAGACAACUUCAUUACAACAGAAGUGACAGAACACUUGUUUGAAAACAAGAGCGUCCCAUUUUCAGGGAUGGAUUUAGUUUCUUUAAACAUUCAAAGAGGUAGAGAUCAUGGUAUACACAGUUACAACGACUAUAGAGAGUGGUGCGGGCUUGGAAGGGCGAAUUCAUUCAACGACCUCCUUUCCACGACAAACUCAGAUUUAGUCGAGCAAUUAAUCAGAACGUACGCACACGUAGACGACGUAGAUCUGUUUCCCGGUGGGAUGAGCGAGAGGCCCAUCCAUGGAGGAGUCGUCGGGCCGACUUUCGCAUGCAUAAUAGCAAAACAGUUUUCAAAAAUAAAACGCUGCGAUAGAUUCUGGUACGAGAACGACAGGGAAUUCACACGAUUCACGCUAGCUCAGCUUGGAGAAAUAAGAAAAAUCCACUUGGCAUCGUUGCUCUGUAAUAACUUAGACAGCGUGAAGAGCAUCCAAAGAAACGUGUUCGACCUCCCUCAUACAUUCAUGAAUCCGAGAGUGCCGUGCAAAAAGAUACCGCAAAUCGACCUUGCACAUUGGAAGGAUAGCGCGUCGUGUUCUAUCAAACAGAUCAACAUUGAUAUCGGAAGAACGGCAAAUAUUUCACCUUGUGUCAGUUGCACAUGUACAAAAGAAGGGCCGAUUUGCCAGACCGUGAAAGUCAACAACUGUAUAUCGCUGCUGCAGAAUUUUUCACCGGAUUCUGUUGCCGCGGAUACGUCUUGUAAAGUUCAGUGCCUCUAUGUUUUCAAAGUCGUACAGGAGUACACGCAGAGCCAAAACAAAGUUAAUUUAGCAUGAGGAUCUAAAAAUAAAUUAAACUGUAAAUACUGA